UCUUUUGCUUUUACUAUAUUUUUUUCGAUAAGGGGCGUGCGCUGGUCGCACUCCGGUAAACAAACUAGAAAUGUUUUUGAAAAACAAUAGUUUGCCAAAAAAUGUUUGGGAAUUUAAGUAAAUUAAAAAUCAAAUCCUCUAAUCUCUAACUUCUUAUUUCAUCUUACUUAAGCCAUGCUGUUACGUUUGUGUAAGAGUGAUGCCAUCAGCACUACAAUUAUACUUAGUAGCAAUGCAAAGCACAUCCUGCAUUGCAUGUUAUUCUUAACUCUUCUGUUUGUGUUUGAGAUUUUUGCUGGUGGCAUAUGUCUCUGGUCCUGUGAUACUGAAUACAUCGACCCAUUUGAGAAAUAUGGUUAUAUUCCUGCUAUUCUGUUAUAUUUAUUGAGAUUUUUGACUUUCCUUGCCCUCCCACAGUGCAUCUGUAAUUGUUUAGGCUUGCUUUGUUUUAAUGCUUUUCCUGAUAAGGUACAGUUGAAAGGGUCCCCACUUUUAGCCCCGUUUAUCUGCAUCAGAGUCGUCACGAGAGGCGAUUUCCCGGAACUGGUGAAGAAUAAUGUGAACCGCAACAUGAACACCUGUCUAGAUGUUGGCCUGGAGAAUUUUUUGUUUGAAGUUGUCACCGAUAAACCUUUGUGUCUUCCUAGGCAUCCUAGGAUUCGGGAGAUUGUUGUACCAUCUACUUACAGAACAAAAACUGGAGCCCUUUUCAAGGCCAGAGCUCUACAGUAUUGUUUAGAGGAUGAUGUGAAUGUUUUGAGUGAUUAUGAUUGGAUUGUCCAUCUUGAUGAGGAGACCAUCAUCACCGAAAAUUCUUUAAAAGGCAUUAUCAACUUCGUUCUGGAUGGGAAGUAUCAGUUUGGUCAAGGAAUGAUUACUUAUGCUAACGAGAAGGUCGUGAAUUGGAUGACAACCCUUGCAGACAGCUUUCGUGUGGCUGAUGACAUGGGGAAGUUGAGAUUUCAGUUUCAAAUCUUCCAUAGGCCACUGUUCAGUUGGAAAGGCUCUUACGUCGUCACUCAGGCUGGGGCUGAGAGGAAAGUCUCGUUCGAUCACGGUCUCGAUGGUUCCGUUGCGGAAGAUUGCUAUUUCAGCAUGGUAGCUUACAAAGAAGGAUACACCUUCAAUUUCAUUGAAGGAGAGAUGUGGGAAAAGAGCCCUUUCACAUUGUGGGAUUUCCUUCAACAGAGAAAGAGAUGGCUGCAAGGAAUUUUCUUGGUGGUCCACAGUGCUGCUAUACCUUUCCGGAAUAAAGUGUUCCUCGCAUGCGCUUUAUAUUCUUGGGCAACUAUACCACUCAGCACAUCCAAUAUCAUUUUGGCAGGGCUGUGUCCAAUACCAUGUUGGCAGAUCAUAAAUUUCCUUUGUGCUUUUGUUGGAGCCAUGAACAUCUACAUGUACAUAUUUGGAGUGAUCAAGUCCUUCAGCUUCUACCGCCUUGGACUGCUGAAGUUUUGCAUGUGCUUGAUUGGAGCCCUGUGCACCGUCCCUAUCAAUAUUGUGAUUGAAAAUGUUGCAGUGAUCUGGGGAUGUUUUGGCAAAAAACAUCGCUUUUAUGUUGUGAACAAAGAUGUUAAAUCUACUAUAACAGUAUAAAUACUUAAUUUAUUGAUUCAGAAAUCAUCAACUGUACAACAUACUUGUAUCUUUUCACAUAAAUUAUAAAAUCAUUUUAUUCCUUUCAGUAUUUCCAAAAUAAAGCUUUUUAC
This is a messenger RNA of Uloborus diversus, 1709 nucleotides long. RefSeq names its product beta-1,4-mannosyltransferase egh-like. The coding region runs from base 175 to 1596 and encodes 473 amino acids. The transcript is spliced from 3 exons. Gene Ontology annotation, cellular component: cytoplasm. Gene Ontology annotation, molecular function: beta-1,4-mannosyltransferase activity. The record is from RefSeq and is a predicted model, not a curated record. Lineage: Eukaryota; Metazoa; Arthropoda; Arachnida; Araneae; Uloboridae.